CCCGUGUUUAGACCUAUCCAACCCAAACAGUCAUCCGUCGAAGAGAUCUCUCGAAGGGAGCAAGCGGAAGCCGUUGCGCGGUUACUGCCCAAGAGGCGCCGGCGAGGCGGUCGGCUGCCAAAGAGAAGACCAGACACAAGCGACCAGCCUCUGAGAAAACAGAUUCGAGCCGGAAUGCGGGGACAGAGAAGACGAGAUCUUCAAGCUGAAGACCUCGCCAGUGUGUUGACCUUCUUAGAGGAAGAGUUUGCUGUAAAAGAAAGAUUGUCCAACGAGCAGACGUGGUGUGCGCCAAUACCGCACGAGAGAAAGGUGUCGACCGUGCAAGGCUUCUAUAAAGCGUUCCACGAUGCGAACGCGUUACCAAUAUGGACUUGCACGUUGUGCUACCGUAAGCGCACGAAAAGCGAUCUCGGGCUGUGUGGAGUGUGUACGUGGUUUGAGGCGGGGUGCCCUGUCGCCCGCGGCUCAGCUUCACAGACGUAUUGGGACCUCACGCCGGUUGAGGAGAAGCUCAUCGCGAUGAAUUGGUGUUAUGGGUUUGUCACUAGGUACAGCAUCCCGAGCAGCCAGAAGCAGACCGCAAAGUACCCGAAGCAUAUCAAGGGCCACAUUACGGUGUUUCCGAAUAACGUGCAGGAGCUGGCCACGAAAGUGCUUCCUCAUCCGCUCGUGCAAGUCAUGGAAGAGAUCCAUGUCUCGUGGCAGGGUGCGGAGAAGCCAGCACCAAGCGACUUGUCAGGCCUAUUGUCAGUGAGGCGACGAGUCGUUGAGAGGGCUCUUGUGUGGCUUAGGAAGAACAAUCCGCAUUACGCCGAGAUCGAGAUUGAUGUGGCUGAGAUGGAGAGC
Molecule: messenger RNA, 849 nt
Organism: Fusarium oxysporum Fo47
Lineage: Eukaryota; Fungi; Ascomycota; Sordariomycetes; Hypocreales; Nectriaceae
Exons: 4
Source: RefSeq, a predicted model, not a curated record